AGGAGAGGUACAUGGAGGACGGCAACGACAAGCUGAAACUGCUGGUUCUCCUGUGCAGUGAGGACGACGACAAGCUCCAGAGGGCUGCAGCUGGAGCCCUCGCCAUGCUCACCGCCGCCCAGAAGAAGCUCUGCACCAAGAUCACCCUGGUGACAGUCCAGUGGCUGGAGAUCCUGCAAAGGCUGUGUCUCCAUGACAACAUUCAGAUCCAGCACAGGGGCCUGGUCAUUGUGUACAACAUGAUGAACGCUGACCCGGAGCUGGCCAAAAAGUUGAUCGAGAGUGAGAUUCUGGAGAUCCUGACGGUGAUCGGUAAGCAGGAGGACAGCCCGAAGCGGCAGGAGGUCAUAGAUGUCGCCCGCUCCUGUCUGACCAGCGCCAUGGACCUCGGUAUCAUCAAGCCAUUCAGCUAAAAUGGAGGCGUCUCUGAAACCAGCAGCUGCCUCACUCCUGGAAUGUACCACAACUCGGCUGCCCAUCAAAUUGAUCCCCCGUGGUUAGACCACAAAGCCCGUUAUCUCCACUGGAAAUUGGCCCGCUUAAAAACAGGAAGUGUAAUGAAUCUGGACUGACUGAAUGUUUUUCUAGGUGAAGCCAAAUAUGGGUCUUUUGCAACUCACAAAUCCAUAUGCGAUAAGCUCUCAAAUGUAUUUACUUUAAUUUUUUUCCUUUUCUAUCUUAUUUGUUAGGAAGGCCUUUGAAUGGUUGAAAAAAAAUAUGCUAUUGUUCUGUGUGUUGGAUACUAUUUAAAGACAUUUUUGUUUCUCAUUCUGAAGGUGUUUUUUAUUUUGAAAGGUGUGUGUGUUGAAUUAAGUGUAUGCUCUGCAAAAAAAGAGAAGUGUUUGAGUGCUUGUGGGACAACACCUAUGUCUGAGACAGGUGGGUCAGGGAUGAGUUUUGAGCGGGUGAGUGGGUGAGAGGGUGUGGCAGCAUGAGCACAGGUUUCUCUGAGCAAAUGCCCUGAGGGAUUGACUGAUUAUUACAGCUGAUUAUUGUGGCUGUUACAACCCCGGCUCAGGGAAUAUAACCUAAGGGAA
Conger conger (European conger) is the source of this 1037-nucleotide messenger RNA. Its product is annotated as protein unc-45 homolog B-like. Gene Ontology annotation, molecular function: Hsp90 protein binding. Lineage: Eukaryota; Metazoa; Chordata; Actinopteri; Anguilliformes; Congridae. Bases 12 to 413 code for a protein of 133 amino acids. The transcript has 2 exons. The record is from RefSeq and is a predicted model, not a curated record.